This is a messenger RNA of Carya illinoinensis, 2126 nucleotides long. RefSeq lists its product as uncharacterized. The transcript is spliced from 3 exons. NCBI's taxonomy places the organism in Eukaryota, Viridiplantae, Streptophyta, Magnoliopsida, Fagales, Juglandaceae. The record is from RefSeq and is a predicted model, not a curated record. The coding region runs from base 179 to 703 and encodes 174 amino acids.
ACCCCUCCAUUUCAAGCAAAAUCUUGGUUCUCUUUUGCCUUCCCUAAUCCGAGUCCACCUGAUACUCAUCGGACUGAAGAAGAAAGCAUUAGAAAUUCUGGAAGUGUGUUCAUUAAGCAAAUCAAAUUAUUCAAAUUCAACUUCCCAGGAAUCUGCAUUUUUUCUCUCAUUGAUCGAUAUGAAGGAUGACGAUGCCCUUCCGACAAUGACGACGCCUAAUUGUAAGAAAGAGAGCUCCGAUUCGAGUCUCUUCGGUAAGGGCCGGUAUAAGUUCUGGGCAUUCGCCGCAAUUUUGUUGCUCGCAUUUUGGUCAAUGUUAACCGGUACAGUCACUCUCCGUUGGUCUGCCGGUAACCUCAACCGUCUCUCCGACGACCUCGAUAACCCCAUCCGCGACGAUCUCGACGUCCUUGAAAUGGAGGAGAGGGAGAAGGUGGUGAAGCACAUGUGGGACGUGUACACCAACAGCCGUCGGAUCAGAUUACCGAGGUUCUGGGAGGAGGCCUUCAAUGCUGCCUACGAGGAUUUGACCAGCGACGCCCCUGGUGUUAGACAGGCCGCCAUUACUGAGAUCGCUAAGAUGUCUGUGCGCUCCGUUCAUCUCGAUCCUCCUCCCGUCCAAUCAACGUUUAAGGAAAAUCCGUGUGCCAAGGAACUGAGUGAGCCAAGUUAUCUGCAUGUUUUGGUCAAUCCAUUCUGCUAGAGGGAGGACACACCUUGAAUUUUCACAGGUCAGAAUAUAUGAAAGUGAUGAAAGUGAUGAGCAUAUUGCAUGACUUUAAAGUGCUGUCUGGAGCUAUCCAACUAAUCACCACGUCUGUAUUUUAAAUAUGCUUUGUUACAAAUAAUCCAGCCAAAGUUAUAGGAAUUUGACCUAAGACAAUUCCAAAUAGCAAAACUUCAAUCAUUUCAAUUGUUUGAAAGGAGAAAGGGGAGGUAAAAUCUAUUCGUAAAUAUUAAUUCAUAUUGCACAUGAAUCUUAAUGACCAAGAAUUUAUAAUUGACACGGUAAGAAGCUAUAGAAUAUCUGGAAUAACACAGAGAGAUUUUUUUUUAAUGAAUUAUAACCUCACUAAACUGAAUUAAUUGGUAAAUUUGCAAUGUGGAGGUGGGCAUGAAAGAGCCGAAUGGUGUUAUUUUAUUAUUUUUUGAGCAUUUAGCUGUUCUCUCAUUUUGUUUGUCUCAAUAUUUCAUUUCCGAUUACAAAAAUGCAGGCAAUAAGUUAUUUUUUGUCGUUAAGUAAUAGAACUCUAUUUACAGAAUGAUACAAUCUAGUGUACAGGAAGUUUACAAGAAAUGCUGGAAGUUUACGGAGAAGUUAUACCAUCAAUUUGAAAUCCUGAGGUACAAAAUGCAGAAUGAAAGCCAAAGGAUAACUGUAGACUUUCUUAAAAAUCUCUUUGGCCCUCUGGUCUCUUGACCACAAAGAAUUAAGAUGGAAAAUCUAGGAUUAGCCUCCUGGACUGCUAUGUAUUGAUUUUAUGAUAAUCUUUUAUGUUUAUCUCGAUUAUUUGCUAUUUAUUUGAUUGCAAUACUUGUUUGGGGGCUAUUAUCUGCACUUGUGUGUCGGAUAUCUGCAACUCACCCUUCUGAAGGUAUCUAAUUUUUUUUUUUUUUUUAUAAAUAAAUUAAUUAUAUUGAUCAAAGAAUGGCAAAGCCAGUUACACAACUCUGAUGCCCUAACUAGUUAGGCACAUUAGAGACAAGAAAAUCAUGAAGGGCCAUGCCAUUAAAAUCCACAGCUAUGGCCCAACUACAAAGAGUCCUGAAGGUAUCUAACUUUGUUCAAAUUUGGGUAGGAGUCACAAUUCAAUUUAAUAGCCUGUUUCGAGGAUUUGGAUAGAAAGGAUAUCAUUGAUGAGAGCAUCGAAGUCUCAUUUUAUAACUUCAGAAUUUGGUUUCUAUGUGAAUCUCAUUCAUCUAGAUUGAAAAUGAUAAAAAAAAACUCACAUCCUCGUUGUUUCCCGAUUGUUUGAGAUAAUGUUAUGAUAUUACCAAUUUCAUACAAGCCAAUAAAAAAACAAUUGUUUGAGAUAAUGUUUCCCGCUCUUUUCUUGUUGUUUACAUAUUGGGCCCCAGAAGUAUUAACAGAAGUGUGUCGGUGCUUUUUUUUAUUUUUUUCCUCU